AGACUGAAAAGAAGAAACCGCUGGCUGUGACAACGACCGUUGCUUCCUCCCCCCUCCGUCAUCAUCAUCAUCAUCAUCACCCGCCUCACCAGCAACAGCAGCUUCAGAUUCAUCCGCGGCAGAAGCAAAGGCAGAGUUGGUUAAACAGUUUGGAGAGGAAGAAGAAAAAAACAAAUUGCAGACGUCUUGAAGAGAAGCUCCGCUUCAGGGGGAGGGAACAUGGGGAAAUGGGAGCUGCAGAUGGACAAGUGCAAGGAUGAGGAAUUCCGACCAAAUCUGCUUUUAUGACACAGACCUCUGCUUCAUCCAACAUCAUUAGGAAUUUAUUACAGAACACCAGAUAACACUGUUAAAUACCUCAUACGUCAUGGAUGCAGCUUCAGCCUCCCUGCAGUUUGGAUCAAAGAAGCGGGUCAAAAUUCACCCAAACACGGUCACAGUAAAAUAUGCCACCCACUUCCCCCAGCCUGGUGACGAAGGGUACGACGAUGCACCCUCUUUUGAGGAUUUCGGUUCUUUUGCAGAGGCAAACGUUGAAAAGAGACUGGUGUCUGAUGCCAAAGGCAGCAGGACUUUCUUUGGAACCAUGGAGACUCAGCCUAAGCAGCCAAGUGUGCAAAGAGACAAGGGGGUCGAGGGUCAGUUGGCCAGCUUUGGCGAGGCUAAUGUGUUGGCUUCUAGAGUGACCUGGAUGGCCUUGUUUGGGGCAGCAGCAGCUCACGGAUGUGUGGCGCUAAUUACCCGAUUGGCAGCAGAUCGUUCUAAGGUUCCCUCUCUCGAGCUGCUCUUCAUCCGUUCUGUGAUCCAAGUGUUGUCAAUCCUGGUGGUCCUCUACUACCAUGAGGCACCCUUUGGCCCCAAGGGUUACCGGCUCCGUCUCUUCUUCUAUGGUGUGUGCAAUGUAAUUUCUAUCACCUGCGCCUACACAUCCUUUGCCAUUGUACCCCCCAGCAACGGUACCAUCAUGUGGCGUGCAUCCACCACUGUCUUCAGUGCCAUACUGGCUUUCCUGCUGCUGGAUGAGAGGCUGAGCUACACUGAUGUGGUCACGGUGGUGGGAAGUGUGUUCGGCCUGUGUCUAGUCAUGGUGCCGAAUGUAGCAGAUGAGGAGAAGUCCAGGCUGGGGUUUUGGAAGGAGGCAUUUGGCUAUACAAUGACAGUUAUGGCAGGCUUGACCGCCGCCCUUUCCAUGAUUGUCUACAGAGCCAUCAAAGAGCGCGUCAGCAUGUGGACAGCACUCUUUACCUUCGGCUGGACAGGCACUGUCUGGGGCGCCUCCACUAUGUUCAUAAUGCAGGAGCCUAUUAUUCCCCUGGAUGGGGAGACCUGGGGCUAUUUAAUUGGGAUCUGUAUCUGCUCCACGGUAGCAUUCCUUGGAGUCUACUAUGCUCUAAACAAGUUUCAUCCAGCCUUAGUUAGCACCGUGCAGCACCUAGAGAUCGUGGUUUCCAUGUUUUUACAGCUGAUCGUGCUGAGGAUGAUCCCCUCAGUGUACGAUGUGAUCGGAGGCCUUGUUAUCAUGGUCAGCGUGUUCACUUUGACCGGGGUCAAGCUGUACAGAGUGAGCAGGGCCAUUCGGCAGGAUUACCAAGAAAUCCUAGACUCGCCUAUCAAAUGAAUCUGUCAGUCUAUCCGUUUACAAUGUUGCUUGGUUGUGCAAUCAAAAGAAUGUCUGAAUCUUCAUCUGAUGAGUUUGUAUUGUGUUGUGAACAGAGUGCCAGUUUGUGUAACUAAAGUGUUAAUAUUUACCUGUGAAAUAAAAGACAAUUGUAAUAUUGUGACAAUUUCCCUUUUGUAUAGUGAUGCUUUAAUGUCAAAUUGUGCCAGAGACUAAAAUGUCAGCAAAACGAGGCACAAGUGAAUUAUGAUGCCACAAGGUGUUGAUAUAAUCUUCUGUCGUCACACUGCCAAAACUGUGUAAACUGUGUAGCACUGGAACCAUUCAUAUUGUAACAAGGAAUAAAAAAAGAAAAUGUUUAACUGAAAGACCUGAUUUGUUGUUAGAGACUAAAACACAAUGAUUUAUGCAUAGGCCAUUUACAGGUGUAAAAGUACUAUUGUCUAAAUAGUUGGUUUCAAAACAACUACAAUUCACAAUCAGCUUUUCUAAUUGAGAUGCCAAAGAAAGUGUCAAAGUGAGCUGAACAGAGCAUAGAAAAGUGCACCACUGAACCCCAAACCCAAAGUGUUGCCGUGCACUGCUGGUCAGCUGUCUGUCUGUCCCUCAUUCCCCAUAAAGACAUAUUUAGCUUUUUUAAAAUAUUCUCAAUCAUGACUAUCAUGAUUGAGCUAAAUUUGUUUUGAAAAUAAAAUUAACAACCAAGAGCAGUAUCUGCUAAAAACAUGUCUUAUAUUUUCUGUUUUUAAUUUUUAAACACAGUGAUUAUUUAAAACUGUGGUAAUUUAGCUAAGCGUUAUUGUGAGAGUCCCAUAUCUAUAAUGUUUUCCUUUAAUAGCCAAACUAACAAAAGAAUAGAUGGUUCUUACAAACUUUUCCAUUUCCAUUGCUCCAACACUUAAAUUCUCUACAGAUUUUUUUUAUAUUUACAUAACAUUCAGAGCAAAAGUGCAAAAUACCCUUACUCUACAAUCCCAAAGUAACACAAAGCUGAAGAUAGUUUUCAAUUCACCAGGUUACUAAAGAACUAUUUCACUGUUUUGUUUUGGCAUAUGGACUUCCUUAGCUCUAUCUAAACUCUAACUACACAUUUAAUACAGAUUUCUUAAACUACAGUGACAGCUUAAGUGUGCUUGUGAAAAUAAAAAGUGAAUUUAAAAUUAUGGGAUACAGGGGCCGAAAAAUCAGCAAAAAGUAAUUGUCUUACUUCAAAAUGUGAAUACACAAUUUUUUUGUACACUUUCAUACAAUCCAAAUUCAACACGUUUCAAAACAACAGAGAAACAAUGUAAAUUUGGUUUACAUAAAUAUUUUUUUAGAAUUGCAUUAGAUUCAAUAAGGUAAAUCCAAAAUUAUGAGUGAAAAAUCCGAACUAGAAUAAAUGACUUGAUCAAUUUAUUCUGUUCAAACCACAUCUCCAACCCCAUUAGCUAGUUUAUAUUUGACAAACGUGAUUUUCUCUCUGACUGUGGCUUCUGUUUACUCUCAGAUGUAUGUCAAACUAAUGCCCAGAGGCAAGUGCAGUGAAUUGAAUUAAAGUCCCCCUUAAACAAUGCCGGUCCAUCUGCUGUUUCUUUUUUCUGUAUCAGUUAAGUCAGCAGCUCACCGGGUACGUCUUCUCCUUUUUAUUUUUUUAGUCUUUUCAGGAAACCAAGCAAAGAUAAACAGUCUCCAAGAUGCCGCCUUGAGGGUCAAAAGGAACUGCCGAGGAACGAAAUAGAGACACAAUGGUGAUGACAAAAAUACUUGCCAUGAAUGAGGACACAUUGCUGAUUCAAAACUGACGUGCUUCACCAACAGCCCAGCAGGUGGCAUUCAUGACCUACUUAAUGUUUCUGACAGCCAGGCGUGAAAGAAGAAAGCUGAAAUCAGUGGUGCCACCAAGGCUAGCCUUUUAUUUACUUGGCUUGACAGUCUUACGUGCCUGAUAUGUUUUAUAACUCAAUUUAAUAUUCUUAGCAUUUUUAUUUAUCACUUUUGAUCAUCCAAUUCUACACAACACUAUAAUAAAAUUCCUGAAAUCCUCAAUAAUGGCUUAAAAUUUUGUGUACCCAACAAAUAUUAUCUCAGCUUUUGAAAGUGCCCCUACCUAAAUUGUUCUCAUACUGAAGGAUGAAGCUUGUUCAUGUUGCUUCCAUUUCCUUUAUGCCAGGAAGAGAAAGCAUUUUGAUGACAACAAUUGUACAAAUUACACAUCACUCUUCCUCUUUUUAAUCAUUCAGCAGAAGCAGUCAUGUUGUGAUGUAUGCACUCUGUAUUACAAGGGUGGCUGUUAUAAGUGAGACUCAGUUUAAUGUUGGACACAUCUGCAAAGAAUCACUGUCAUUGUAAAUAAAAAAAAAAAAGAUAUGUGGAAAUCCUGUCUGUUUAUAAUUAAAACUGGAACAAUCAGAAUUUAUUUACUUGCUUUUUGCAACAAAUUCUAUCAUGACCCACAGCUUAUUAAGCCCAACAAAACAGAGAGUCCUGCUUGACAAUUCACGUUGAGUAGUUUUGAGUUUGGCUUUUGCGUGCAGAACGAAGAAGACAUGUAGAGGAGGCCCAUCUGUUAGAGCAGGAAACAGAUUGCAUCCUGCAGCGAGCUGCACAACCUUCCAAGUUACUCUGCAACCCUCUUUACCACAGACACAUUUAUAAGAUGCAUUAUGGCUGAACGGA
Molecule: messenger RNA, 4276 nt
Organism: Gambusia affinis (western mosquitofish)
Lineage: Eukaryota; Metazoa; Chordata; Actinopteri; Cyprinodontiformes; Poeciliidae
Gene: slc35g2b
Product: solute carrier family 35 member G2b
Exons: 2
Coding region: 368-1618 (416 amino acids)
Cellular component (GO): membrane
Source: RefSeq, a predicted model, not a curated record